CUCCGGAGAUUAUAAGCUCAAAAAAGCCGAUCAGGUAGGGGGCCCCUGGGGGGCAUUUGGUAUUCUUCAGCAUCCCCAUCCCCCCAAUGCUCGCGUAGCCGACAAGGGUGAAUUCAGGAGAAGAAAGGAUCGAUGUGACCACAACAAGCGAUAGCUUUUCAAUAUAAGAGAUGGGUCAACACCACGGUAGCGGUAGCCACGUGGACGAGGGCGAGGCACACCCACCACUUGACGUUUUGUAGGAUCCCUUUUGUUUAUCCGACCUCGGUGCCACUGUCACUGUCACUCUGCCGAGUCCUAGGCCUACCUCAGCCUGCCGCCAUGCGCCCCCUAUCCUCCGGUCUACAUCUGCGCGCGUUACACCUCCUCCUCGCGUUCUGCACACCUGUCACCUCCCAGUGUCCCAACGGCGACCAGACAUGCCGAGUCUUGGCCUCUCGCUUACCAGACCAAGUAACCUUCCCAGGCGAUGAGGGCUACGACGCUUCCCUAUCAUCAUACGCCUACCUGCAGCAGCAGACGCAGUCUCCCUCUUGCGUCGUCAAACCGACCAGUGCCGCCGAAGUAGCCUUUAUCCUGGACGUGCUGCGAGAGUCGCCGUCCACCACUUUCGCCGUCCGGAGCGGAGGCCACGCGACGAAUCGCGGAUUCUCCAACAUCGACGGCGGUGUCACAAUAGACUUGGGCUCCCUCAACAAAGUCGACGUCCACGAUGAUGGUGUAACCGUCUCUGUCGGAACCGGUGCCACUUGGGGGCACGUCUACCCCGUCCUGGACGCCCAUAACAGGUCCCUAAACGGAGGUCGCGCAUCUGACGUCGGGGUCGGGGGCUUCCUUUCAGGAGGAGGAAUCGGCUUCUUCUCCCUCGAGCAUGGUUUCGGAUGCGACGCAGUGGUGAACAUGGAAGUCGUGCUUUCCAGCGGAGAUGUCAUCAACGCCAACGCCACGUCGCAUCGCAAGCUGUUCAAGGCGUUGAAGGGCGGCCAGAACAACCUGGGCAUCGUUACCCGAUGGGACCUCACCACUGUCCAUGUCCCCGAAGGCAGGAUUUGGGGCGGCACUCUGGUCUACCCGACCACCACCACCGAUGAGCAGCUGGAGGCUUUCACGAACUGGAAGACCGGGGCCGACUUUGACCCCCGGGCUUCCGCUGAGCAGAGCCAUGUGUAUAUCGGAUCGAUGGACCAGUUCCUCGUCGCCACCUCGCUUCACUACACCGCGCCCGUGGAGUUCCCGGAGAGUCUGAGGAACUUUACCGCUAUCCAGCCGCAGUGGGACAGCACGCUGCGCAUUGCUCCCGUGGCGGAAUUUGCGGCCGAAGUGCAGGCGCAGAGUACCCCGAACCAGUACUCCAUCUUCGCCACCACGACCAUAAAAAUCUCCCCCACCAUCCUAAAGACAGUCCAUGCCCUUUGGCAAGACUCCGUCCGCCACCUAUCGAGCGGUGCGACGGUGACAUCCUCCAUGACCCUGCAAUCCCUCCCGGCACCACCCCCCGCCGACGAACCCUACCGGGAAAACAGCUUCGGCUUCGACCCGUCCUCGACCCCGCAGAAAGACGACGUGCUGGUCCUGAUCUCCAACUUCUGGGACGACCCUUCCGUCGGGGUCGGCACACGGGUGCGGGAAGCCGCCAGGCGGUUCAUCGCCAGCGUGGACAGUGCGGCCGAGGCCGAGGGCCUGGCGAAGGAGUUCAAGUACAUGAACUAUGCGGGUGCUGGGUUCCAGAGCCCGCUGGAGAGUACGGGGCAGCUGGGGUUCCUGAGGAGGGUGGCGCGGUGUUACGAUGGUGUUGGCAUGUUCCAGCGGCAGGCUGUCGGAGGGUGGAAGUUUGAUGUGUAGUGGUUGCCUCUGUCUUGGUCUCGAUAUCGCAUUUCUUGGCCGUAAUCUUGACUGAAUAAUUAAUACGUUACGCCAUUG
This is a messenger RNA of Sodiomyces alkalinus F11, 1920 nucleotides long. Its product is annotated as FAD-binding domain-containing protein. The transcript has 3 exons. The coding region runs from base 322 to 1842 and encodes 506 amino acids. Lineage: Eukaryota; Fungi; Ascomycota; Sordariomycetes; Glomerellales; Plectosphaerellaceae. Gene Ontology annotation, molecular function: FAD binding. The record is from RefSeq and is a predicted model, not a curated record.